Molecule: messenger RNA, 3266 nt
Organism: Nicotiana tabacum (common tobacco)
Lineage: Eukaryota; Viridiplantae; Streptophyta; Magnoliopsida; Solanales; Solanaceae
Product: protein NLP9-like
Molecular function (GO): protein binding; DNA-binding transcription factor activity
Source: RefSeq, a predicted model, not a curated record
UUUCUUAUCUCUCCUCCUUGGAACCCGCGUUGUGUUUUUGUACAGUCUCAGCUCUUUCUUCACACGGCGGAGUUUAUAUUGUCAUUACAUAUAGAAUUCAAAUCUACUUAGGUUUUUCGGGAAACUCUUUUUGCUAUAUCCAAAACCUUAGUAUUAGUCACUUAAUUCUUUGCUUCUUAGCCAUACACAACAUGUGUCUUUUUGUUGAAGAUUGUAAGUAACAGAUCAGAGUGAUCUUUCUAUGACGAUAUAUUGAGAUUCAGCCUUUAUCGCUCUGAUUUAUCCAAAAGAGAAUUGGGGAAAGAUUUUAUACUUUGAUAAUUUGAGGCUUCUCUAGCAGCUAGUGCAAUAACUUAUUUGAUGGAGGGUAUUGUCUCAUUUGAUGGAGGUACAAUGUCUUCACAUAUAGAUGAAACAUUCAACAAUGCAAUGGAGAUGAUGAAUUUUGAAGCAUAUGCCGGUUGGUGCUCUAGCCCCCAUGCUAUAGAGCAAAUAUUUGCCUCUUAUCCAUCUUUUUCGCCGAUUAAUCCAAUGUCCAUCAAUUAUGCACCGUUUGAACAAUUGAACUAUGAACAACAGUUUCCCUGUGAAGGCGAAAAUUGGAUGUUUCAGCAGAAGAAUGAUGACCAGUUUCGCGACGAGGCUGAUUAUGUUACUGAUACUGACAACUGUAUAAUCCCAAAGUCACCUUGUCAAUCACUUUCGGAGCGAAUGCUCAAGGCAUUAGAACUGUUUAAAGAAUCAUCUGGUGGGGGAAUCUUGGCUCAGGUUUGGAUUCCAAUGAAGAAUAGUGAUGCUCACUACAUUUUAAGCACCUGUGAACAGCCAUUUUUACUUGAUCAAGUUCUAUCUGGAUAUCGAGAGGUAUCCAGGAAAUUCACUUUUGAUGUGGAGAUGAAACCAGGAUCUUUUCCUGGUCUUCCUGGUCGGGUUUUUACCUCGAGAAUACCCGAGUGGACAUCAAAUGUUCAGUACUAUAAAGAGGCCGAGUAUUUACGUGUACAAUAUGCAGUUGACCAUGAAGUCCGUGGAUCGAUUGCUUUACCAGUUCUAGAGGAUGAUGGACAUGAUUCGUCGUGUUGUGCAGUACUAGAACUAGUCACUACAAAAGAGAAGUCGAAUUUUGAUUUGGAAAUGGUACAUGUUUGCCGGGCUCUACAGGCCGUAAAUUUAAGGAGCAUAACACCUCCUCAAUUUACUUCCCAGAAUCUUUCCAAGAAUCAAAGAGCUGCUUUAGCUGAGAUAAAAGAUGUUCUACGAGCGGUUUGCCAUGCUCAUAGUCUGCCUCUUGCUUUGACGUGGAUUCCCCGUAUUUGUACAGGAGGAUGUAUUGCAAGCUCAGAUGAAAAACGAAUAUUAUGUGUUGAGAAUACAGUUUGUUAUGUGAGUGACAAGGAGAUGCACGGAUUUGUUCAUGCAUGUAUGGGACAUGAUCUCGAGGAAGGACAAGGUAUUGUUGGGAAAUCUCUCCAAUCCAACCAUCCCUUCUUCUACCCUGAUGUGAAAGAGUACCAUAUAAGUGAGUAUCCACUUGUUCACCAUGCACGGAAGUUUGGUCUAAAUGCUGCAGUUGCUAUCAGAUUACGUAGUAUAUUCACCGGUGAUGAUGAUUACGUAUUGGAGUUUUUUCUUCCUGUCGAUAAAAAGGGAAGCACCGAACAACAGCUUCUCUUAAAUAACCUCUCGCGUACCAUGCAGAGAAUUUGCAAAAGUCUGAGGACAAUAUCAGAUGCUGAAUUAGUUGGACAAGGGGGUGCAAAGUUUGGGUUACAGAGUGAAUCGGUUCUGGAUUUAACAUCAAUUGACUUAUCAAGGAAGAUUUCUGAGCAUCCAUUAUUAGGCAGCACUUUAGAUUUCAGUAAAGAAACUUUAGACAUAUGUGAUUCAGAAAUAGCUGGAAUGGAAGCUGAUGGUUCUCGCGAACAGACAAGGAGUGUAUCAAGAAGACAGAAAGAGAAAAAAAGAAGCGUGGCAGAGAAACAUGUCAGCUUGAGUGUUCUUCAGCAAUACUUCUCUGGGAGCCUCAAGGAUGCUGCCAAAAGCAUUGGUGUGUGUCCGACUACAUUGAAAAGGAUAUGUCGGCAACAUGGGAUCCCAAGAUGGCCUUCCCGAAAAAUAGGCAAAGUGAAUCGUUCUUUAGUAAAGAUACAAACUGUGCUUAAAUCAGUCCAAGGGAUAGAAGGAGGAUUUAAAUUUGAUCCAGCCACUGGAGGUCUAGUUGCAACAAGCUCUAUCCUUCAAGAUUUUGACUCAGAGAAAGGUAUCCUCUUUCCCUGCAAAAACGUCUGUGUGAAAAAUCCGGAUUCCCUUUUUCAGGAUGAUGUCUCUGUCCUCCAAACUUCAUGCAUUGACAACCACGACCCUGUGGUGAAAAUGGAAGAGGAUACGCAUGUGGAUGGAAACCAACUAGCAGAGUGGCCUGCAAGUCAGGACACAAUGCAAUGUACCAACUCUAGAAAUGUGUCACUAGGUUCUUUCCGUACAAAAGAAGGAUGUAGGAGUUGUGGUUUGAGCACAAGCAAUUUAAAAUUGGACAAUUCCGGCUACCAUUUCAUCAAUCGAUGUCCACAUUCCAUGCCUGACGCUGAUGAUGUUAAGACAAAAACUAGAGCAAGUAACGAACUGGAUGGAGAUGAUGUUGUUAUGGAACAUAACAAGGGAAGUUCUUCAGGCAUGACAGAUUUGUCCAAUGUGUCCGGUUCAAUAAUGAAUGGCAGUUCAUCAAGCUCUCACAGUUUUGGUGAACGAAAGCAUACCAAAGUUAAGGCAAGGAGUGAAGAUGGUGCGUCACAUAUAACCAUAAAAGCUACUUACAAGGAAGAUAGAAUCCGAUUUAAAUUUGAGCCUUCAGCAGGGUGCUUUCAACUCUAUGAAGAGGUUGCAAAGAGGUUCAAACUGCAGACCGGGGCGUUCCAGCUCGAGUAUCUUGAUGAUGAAGAGGAAUGGGUGAUGUUGGUAAAUGAAGAAGACUUGCACGAGUGUCUUGAGAUACUCGAUUCUCUUGGUACUCGUUGCGUAAAAUUUCUUGUCCAAGAUGUGUCAUGUGCUAUAGGUAGCUCAGGCAGCAGCACUAGUUGCUUUUUGACAAGUGGCUCUUAGUUAUACAGUGCAGAGAAUCUUCUUGUGUUGUAUGGUCUUGGCAGGAAUACUCCAUCAGAGCCGUGGAGGAUUCCAAGUAUAUAUGGAUCACCUGUUGGUUCAGUAGAGCCUUUUGUUCUACUAUCACUUUUAUGCAGUUGAUAUCGAGUCAUCAAUACUUGAUCCCA